Molecule: messenger RNA, 2263 nt
Organism: Phoenix dactylifera (date palm)
Lineage: Eukaryota; Viridiplantae; Streptophyta; Magnoliopsida; Arecales; Arecaceae
Source: RefSeq, a predicted model, not a curated record
AUGGCUAGUGGUGUGCCAGCUACUGGCCAUGGAUAUGUGGGUGCCGGACUUCGUUUCCGGCAUCAACUCAGUGAACCGGGUGGUGGUGUGGAUCCAGCUCCAUUGUCUCCCUCUAGAAAACUAGGAGGACACUCGAUCCUGGAUAUCGUGGCGGCGGCUGGCCAGCUGCUGGCCCUAUAUUGCUUCACCGACCAGCUUCAGAAACUCAGAUGGGCAAUUGGGGAUGGGCGGACUAUUAAUGUUCUGAAGGACAUAUGGCUGACAGAGCAACCAUUCGGCUGGUGGCCUACCAUGAUUGACCCAGGGUGCCUUGCCAGAUGUAAAGUCUGUGAUCUGAUUGUCCUAAAGGACAGAAGAUGGAAUGAGGGUCUUGUUCGUCGUGCCUUUGGGGAUCCGUUGGCUGAGAGGAUUUUGGCAGCAUCUAUACCCACAAAGGAGACCGCAGAUAGGAGGGAAGCGUCCUUCUGGUGGUCAUAUAGAGAGAUGGUCUGGGGAAAGGAUGGGACCAAUGGCUCCACAAGGAGUGAUGUCGACUCCUCCAUGGAUACCGGGCAUGCUCGCCUCCACGAGCUUGGCUACAAGCAGGAGCUCAAACGCGAUCUCUCGGUGUUGUCCAACUUCGCCUUCUCAUUUUCGAUCUUAUCAGUGCUCACUGGUAUCACCACCCUUUACAACACCGGUCUGAAAUUUGGAGGGCCUGUAGCCAUGACAUUCGGGUGGUUUAUCGCUGGGUUCUUUACAAUGAUUGUUGGCCUUUCGAUGGCGGAAAUCUGCUCAUCAUACCCGACAUCUGGCGGUCUGUACUACUGGAGUGCUAAGCUAUCGAGGAACAAGUGGGGCCCAUUUGCUUCAUGGAUUACUGGCUGGUUUAACAUUGUUGGACAGUGGGCAGGCACUACUAGUAUAGAUUUCUCACUUGCACAACUAUUGCAAGUAAUUAUCUUACUUAGCACUGGUGGAAACCAUGGAGGAGGAUACCUGGCUUCCAAGUAUGUGGUCAUCGGGUUUCAUGGGGGGAUUCUGCUGAUUCAUGCCAUAAUAAACAGUCUGUCAAUUACCUGGUUAUCUUUCUUUGGACAGCUUGCAGCUAUCUGGAAUGUCUUAGGUGUCUUUGUCCUUAUGAUCCUUAUACCAGCUGUUGCUACUGAGAGGGCCAGUGCAGAUUUUGUGUUUUCUCAUUUCAACACCGAAAAUGAUGCUGGAAUCCACAGCAAACUAUACAUUUUUGUUUUGGGACUCUUGUUAAGUAUAUACACAUUGGCAGGAUAUGAUGCAUCUGCUCAUAUGACGGAGGAAACUAAAAACGCAGAUAAGAAUGGACCAAAAGGAAUAAUCAGUGCCAUUGGCAUAUCAAUCAUUACAGGCUGGGGCUAUCUGCUUGGCAUCACAUUUGCAGUUAAGAACAUUCCAUAUCUUUUGAGCACUGACAAUGAUGCUGGAGGUUAUGCAAUUGCAGAAGUUUUCUACCUUGCCUUUAAGAGUAGAUAUGGCAGUGGUGUAGGUGGCAUCAUUUGCUUGGGAAUUGUUGCUGUUGCUAUAUUUUUUUGUGGUAUAAGCGCAGUGACAAGCAACUCUAGGAUGGCAUAUGCAUUCUCAAGAGAUGGAGCAAUGCCGCUAUCAUCAUUGUGGCAUAAAGUGAACAAGCAAGAAGUACCAUUAAAUGCAGUUUGGCUCUCAGCAUUUAUAUCUUUCUGUAUGGCUUUGACGUCUCUUGGAAGCUUAGUGGCAUUCCAGGCUAUGGCGUCAAUAGCUACAAUUGCACUCUACAUUGCUUAUGCUUUGCCCAUCUUCUUCCGGGUGACCGUAGCACGCAAAUCUUUUGUUCCAGGCCCCUUCAACCUCGGCAGGUAUGGGAUACUAGUGGGUUGGGUUGCUGUCCUCUGGGUUGCAACAAUCACGGUACUAUUUUCGCUUCCUGUUGCUUAUCCCAUAACCAAGGAUACUCUCAAUUACACUCCAGUUGCUGUGGGUGGCCUAUUCAUCCUCACAGUGUCAUCAUGGAUUCUGAGUGCAAGACACUGGUUCAAAGGCCCCAUAACAAAUAUAGAUACAUGAAUGGAGAAGAGGUGUUAUUUUGUAUUUGUGAAGCACAUGAAUGAAGUAUUAAUUGCUUAAAUUGUCUCCUCCUUUGAUGUACCUGAUUGUGUAUUUGGUGUUCCAAGUUAGGAUUUCCAUGAUCUUAUUUUGCUUUUCAUGGUUCCUAAGCAGCAGCUGUUUCAGGGACAGGAAACCUCAAAUGUGAAUUAUAUCCACAUCAGAGAGA